Funneliformis caledonium is the source of this 196-nucleotide messenger RNA. The record is from the annotation of a GenBank genome assembly. Lineage: Eukaryota; Fungi; Glomeromycota; Glomeromycetes; Glomerales; Glomeraceae.
UGAUUCAGUCAAAAAGAGAGUCUUAAAAGCAGAUUUCCUAUAUUCUGAAAAUAUAGAGUCUCGUAUCCAUUUCUUGCAAUCAAUGUACCAAUAUGCUAAAGGUUAUCCAGGUUUUAUUCAAAUUGUGAAAAGACCUGUUUUUACUAGAGGAGUAUAUAAGAUUUUAAUGAAACUCAAGACAUCUCCUGUCAUCUGA